CCAUCAGUUUUCCUUUCUUGGCUCGAGGGAGGCUUCCAAGUUCCAACCUCGACGGCCCCCGGGAAGCCUCUCGAGCCUCUCCACCUCCUCCUCUCCUCACAUGGCCGGCGACGCGAAGGCCGAGGCGGCGAGGCCGCAGUCCUCCUCGCAGGAGGAAGAGGAGGACUGGAAGGAGGCUGAAGGGGACGUGAUUGAGGUCGACCGCGCCACCAGCAAUGGCGGCGGGGAGGGGGAGGUGCCGAAGGACAGGCCGAUCCGGGUCUACGCCGACGGCAUCUACGACCUCUUCCACUUCGGCCACGCGGGGUCGCUCGAGCAAGCCAAGAAGCUGUUUCCAAACACAUAUCUUCUUGUCGGAUGCUGCAAUGAUGAGUUGACACACAAAUUCAAAGGGAGAACUGUUAUGACUGAGGAGGAGCGAUAUGAAUCACUUCGUCAUUGCAAGUGGGUUGAUGAAGUCAUUCCUGAUGCUCCAUGGGUGGUGACAGAAGAGUUCUUGGAUAAGCAUAACAUCGAUUAUGUUGCACAUGAUUCUCUGCCGUAUGCUGAUGCUAGUGGAGCUGGUAAAGAUGUCUACGAACAUGUCAAAAAACUUGGUAAAUUUAUGGAGACCAAGCGCACGGAUGGGAUAUCGACAUCGGAUAUUAUAAUGAGGAUUGUUAAAGAUUAUAACGAGUAUGUUAUGCGGAAUCUGGCUAGGGGCUACACCAGAAAGGAUCUUGGUGUCAGUUAUGUGAAGGAAAAACGACUGCGAGUUAACAUGGGAUUGAAAAACCUGCGUGACAAAGUGAAGCAACACCAAGAAAAAGUAGGGGAGAAGUGGAAUACGGUUGCCAAACUCCAGGAAGAGUGGGUGGAAAAUGCAGAUCGCUGGGUUGCCGGUUUUCUAGAGAAAUUCGAGGAGGGCUGUCACUCAAUGGGAACCGCCAUCAAGGAGAGGAUCCAGGAGCGGCUCAAGGCACAAUCCAGGGACUUCAGCCUUCUUCAAUAUGACAGCGACGAGUACGAAGACUAUGAAGACGAUGACGAUGAUGAGGACGACGACGAGAAGUACGAAGAUGUCAAGGAAUAGCGCCUCUAUAAAUACACCUCAAGUUACCAAUACGUACACGCCCUACAUGUUGCAAAUCGUUGGUCUUGCACUACAUGUCUUGGUUUGUGAACUUGUGCUGUCAGGGUAUAGAUCUGCUUGCUACGUUUGUAGCGUCCCUUGCUGUUUGUUUAGGCAACUUACGGUUGUAAAAGCCCUAGUGGGAAACCUGAACAUUAUCGAUGCUUGUCUUGAGGAUACAGGUUACAUUUUUUUGCUUU
Phragmites australis (common reed) is the source of this 1311-nucleotide messenger RNA. RefSeq names its product choline-phosphate cytidylyltransferase 1-like. Lineage: Eukaryota; Viridiplantae; Streptophyta; Magnoliopsida; Poales; Poaceae. Gene Ontology annotation, biological process: CDP-choline pathway. The record is from RefSeq and is a predicted model, not a curated record. Gene Ontology annotation, molecular function: phosphatidylcholine binding; choline-phosphate cytidylyltransferase activity. Bases 101 to 1072 code for a protein of 323 amino acids. The transcript has 8 exons.